Molecule: messenger RNA, 657 nt
Organism: Penaeus indicus
Lineage: Eukaryota; Metazoa; Arthropoda; Malacostraca; Decapoda; Penaeidae
Exons: 5
Coding region: 1-657 (218 amino acids)
Source: RefSeq, a predicted model, not a curated record
AUGUCCCCAUCACAGAAAUACAGGUUAAUGGGCCAUCACCUGAUCCGAAGCUGCUUCUUAGUCAGUUCCAAAACCACAGUGUCAGAGCACGUCAAGAGCGAACUCCUUCCCGAAACGAAAGCCUCGUUUCCGGACAACCCUGAGAUGAAGAAGAUCCUGAUUCUGUUCCUUUCCUUCGCCUUUACUUCUGCUGCUGCCGACGCUUUCGCCGAGGAAUCCAGGGGCAAGACAGAGCUCCACCAGGGCGUCCUUAAAUACGUGUUGAAGUAUGGACUCAGAGGGCAAGGAGGCGUGGAGAGAAAGCGCAUGGCGAGGGCAGGCUUGUGUGAGAAACCUGAGACCCCCUCCUGUGAAGACUUUUUCGGUGACGCAGAUCCUUCUUGCUUUGGGGACAGAACUUCCUGUGAAAUUAAUGACUUAGGAAAAUGCAAACUGUGGUGGCAAGACAGCUGCAAAUGCGACUUUAUUGAGUGGAAUCGCUGUGGGGAGAGAUCGAACACCUUCUGCUGCAUUGAAUGCAGGAAUGACCUCGCCUCCGAGUGCUCGCGACGGGGAGGCGAGUGCCGGAAGACGUGCGCCAGGUUCCAUCGGGCCGUCAACACCUCGUGCUCCAGCCCUUCGUGUAGGUGCGUCGUGUGCACGGAAACAUAUAACUAA